ACGGCUGACGAUGGCUCUAUUGCUGAGACACAACAGAAGGAAAAGAAAGAGAAAAAAGACAUCUGCCUUGCUGCAUUUGCACUGCAGAACUGAGCGUGAACCAAGUCAGUAAGACACAUGGUCUGAACACUUCCAGGAAUAAUUGAGGACUUUUUCAUGGAACUUCGCUCUCCAGGCAGCGAGCGGCCACGCAGACAGAGGAGCCUACAAAUGCUCCCACAUCUGUUCUCCCGCCGUUGGUGCUGGCAAAGCAGGCGGGACGAGAGGACAGGCAGCCUGCCCAGUGUCACGCCGUGCCACAGGAGCUUCCCCAUCGCCGAGAGGAAAGGCGAGCAGCCUCCAAAAGCCCCGGGGCAGCCGCCCCCUCCUUUCCCUGGGCCCCCGCCCGCCGGGCAAUGGGAACCGGCUGAGCCCCGGGCUCGCCCCGAGCCGAGUUGCAGCCAAGGGGCUGCGGAGGCGGCCGGACCGCCCCGGCUCUCGGGGGGACGGGGACUGGAGCGGAGUCCGUGGGACAGGGACGGCCCGCGCGGGGCGGGGACCCCGCAGCCCCCCGGCUUGUGAGCCCCGGAGGCACCUACCGGGAGGACUCCCCGCUGAAGCUGCCCCCGUCCAGCAGCCGCACCUUGCAGAAGAGGAUGCCGUUGACGAAGGGCACGGAGGAAAGCUCGUCCAGCUCCAGCUCCACGCGGAACUUGAACUUCUUCUUUUUCAUCAUGAUGAAGGCCAUGGGCCAGAGGCCGCCCGCGGGCCGCCCCCACGGCAGCUCCGCUCCGCGC
Molecule: messenger RNA, 776 nt
Organism: Chiroxiphia lanceolata (lance-tailed manakin)
Lineage: Eukaryota; Metazoa; Chordata; Aves; Passeriformes; Pipridae
Product: Krueppel-like factor 13
Exons: 2
Coding region: 157-561 (134 amino acids)
Source: RefSeq, a predicted model, not a curated record